AUGUCGGGUCGAAAGCUGCAAAAAAUCAUGGUUCAGCCAGUUAACCUGAUCUUCAGGUUAGUUUACGUAAUUUGAAAAAGGUUUUAUCUAUUGAUACUUCAGGUACUUGCAAAACAGAACUCGGGUUCAAAUUUGGCUGUACGAGGAUGUCACGCACCGCAUCGAAGGCUACAUCAUUGGUUAGGAAAAAAGCCGUGAAGAAAUAUAUUUUACGAUGGUUUUAAGGCUUCGACGAGUUCAUGAACAUCGUUUUCGACGAGGCCGAGGAGUACAACGUGAAAACCAAGAACCGCAACAAGCUCGGCCGGAUUUUGCUCAAGGUAAACUUCGAAAACUAUUUUUUCUUUUAGCAAUAACUCCAAUUUCAGGGCGACAACAUCACUCUGAUCCACGCUGUCACCCAGGACGCUUGA
Molecule: messenger RNA, 413 nt
Organism: Caenorhabditis auriculariae
Lineage: Eukaryota; Metazoa; Nematoda; Chromadorea; Rhabditida; Rhabditidae
Source: the annotation of a GenBank genome assembly